GCACUCGGUGUAAACAGGAAGAACCAACGAAAAGUCGGGUGAAUUUUUACCAUAAAGAGAAAAUAAUGGUCGCGCGAAAACGUACGAAUAUCUCGAUUUUCUUGACGUAUUAGCCAAUAUACACUAUGAUAUUUAUCACCUGAAAGCAGUUUUGUUUAAAUGGUUUAACGUUAUUUUCGCAAAAAAAACUAAUUCGCUAAAACCAUAGCUGGCCAGCAUAAAACGGAGAGUGAAGCGAUUUAUUUCCUCCGGCUUUUGCACGGCAGGUUUACCAGCUAAACCUCAACAGUACUUUCAGAUUUUUCUGAAUUUUGAUAGUGUGCCGAGGGUAAUUCCUAACAAUGGUUCAAAAAGACAAGACGUUGGAGACUCCUCAAUUAGAUGUAGAGCCGAGCCCCAGCCCAGUCUCUGGAGAGGCUUGUGUGGAGGCCCCGGGCCCAGUGGAGGACUCCGGCAUUGGUAUCGAAUCUACAGGCCACAGAAAAUUCAUUAGUGGUGUCGUGGAAGGCUUUUAUGGCCGCCCAUGGACAAUGGAGCAGAGGAAAGAGUUAUUCAAAAGGCAGCAAAAAUGGGGACUGAACACAUAUCUUUAUGCACCCAAAGAUGACUACAAACACAGAAUGUUCUGGAGAGAACUGUAUUCAGUGGAAGAAGCAGAGCAACUCAUGACUUUAAUUGGAGCUGCCAAGGAGCAUGGAAUAGAGUUUAUCUAUGCCAUUUCACCUGGAUUAGACAUCACCUUCUCAAAUCAGAAAGAGGUUUCUGCACUCAAGAGGAAACUUGAUCAGGUUUCUCACUUUGGUUGCAAGUCAUUUGCCUUACUUUUCGACGAUAUUGACCACAACAUGUGCCCUGCUGACAAAGAAGUAUUCAGCUCUUUUGCACAUGCUCAGGUUUCCAUUACUAAUGAAAUCUACCAAUACCUGGGAGAGCCUGAAACCUUCCUCUUCUGUCCCACAGAGUACUGUGGAACAUUCUGCUACCCAAAUGUCUCUCAGUCCCCCUACCUUCACACAGUUGGAGAAAAACUACUGCCAGACAUUGAUGUGCUAUGGACAGGUCCCAAAGUGGUGUCCAAAGACAUCACCGUGGAGUCCAUAGAGGAGGUAUCAAAAAUCCUAAGAAGAGCCCCUGUAAUCUGGGACAAUAUUCAUGCCAAUGAUUAUGAUCAGAAAAGACUUUUUCUUGGACCAUACAAGGGCCGCUCCACAGAGCUCAUCCCCAGACUAAAAGGUGUCCUUACUAAUCCCAACUGCGAGUUUGAAUCAAACUUUGUAGCAAUCCACACUUUGGCCACCUGGUACAAGUCUAACAUGAAUGGCGUUCGCAAAGAUGUGGUCAUGACCGAUGGCGAGGAAAGCACUGUAUCCAUCCAGAUCAAGUUGGAGAAUGAAGGCAGUGAUGAAGAGUUGGAGACUGACAUGCUCUACAGCCCCCAGCUUGCUCUGAAACUGGCUCUUACAGAAUGGCUUGGAGAAUUUGGUGUGCCUCACCAAUACAACAGCCGACAGGUGCCUCAGAGUGGUGCCAAAAGCACAGCCAUUGAUGUAUCGUCUAUGGCAGCUCCAUCUCUUUGUUCCUCUACAUCAGUCACAACUGUUUUCCAGCAGCCCAUCAUGUCGCCUGCCAUUCCUCCUCUGUGCCUGGAUCCACUCCCACACCCCAUGGUAAAAACACCUCAGGAAGAGGAGGAGGUGGAUGUGGAAAAGAAAGACUCGGAUGAAGAGCCCAUGGAAAUGGUGGUUGAGAAGCAAGAUGAGCCUGAGCCAGAAGCAGAAGCUGACCCAGAAAAGAAACAUAUUGGUCCAACUUUGGCUGACAAAAUGACUGAAGACCUAAAGCCUAUGGAUACAGACAAGGAGAGUCUGGCAGAGUCCAAGUCGCCUGAGGAGUCAAUCCAGGAGGAUUCUGGGAGUGAUAUUGCUCCCAUGCAGACAGAUGAUCAGCUUAAACAGGAAGUGUUUGUGCCUGGACUCAAUGAAAAGCCACUGUUCAUAGCAGAGCCCCUCACACUUGAAGACCUGUGCUUGCUGGCAGAGCUUUUCUAUCUGCCUUAUGAACAUGGACCCAAGGCCAUGCAAAUGUUAAAGGAGUUCAACUGGCUAAGAGCCAACAGCAGCGUUGUUAGUGUCAACUGCAAAAGGAAGGAAAGUGACAAGGUUGCAGAAUGGCAGUCGCGGGCAGAGAAGUUUGAGGAGAUGUGCUGCUCAGUCAUCCAGAUGUUCACACGGCUGUCAAAUACAGCCAACCGCACCAUCCUUUAUGACCUCUACCCUUACAUUUGGGACAUCAAGAGCAUCAUUUCUAUGGUCAAGUCUUUUGUCCAAUGGCUAGAUGGAAGAAUCCACAGUACAAGUUUCUACUGCUAUUGGAUCGACAAUGGCCGAUGGUGUCGUAGUCAGUCCUCAGCACAAUUCCUUAGAGGAGACCAAGAGCCCUGGGCCUUUAGGGGAGGUCUAGCAGGAGAGUUCCAGAGAUUGUUGCCAAUAGAUGGGGCAAACGAUCUUUUCUACCAACCUCCACCUUCUUUGCCGACCUCCAAAAUCUAUACCAUAAGGCCGUACUUUCCCAAAGAUGAGACUGCAGUCUAUAAAAUAUGUAAAGAAAUGUACUGUGAAGGAAUGGAGGAUGUGCCAUUCCCUGAGGAGGAUCCUGAUCUCAUAGGAGACAGGUUGGUGGGAGGACUCCUGACCCUAAGUUCAGACUAUGGUUUUGUGCUGGAGGAUGAUGAUGGGAUCUGCGGUUAUGCUCUUGGCAGCGUAGAUGUGAAACCUUUCAUCAAGAAGUGCACGUUAAGCUGGAUUCCCUUCAUGCAAGAGAAAUACCACAAACCUGACUGUGAAAAGGACCUCACAGAGGCAGAAAAGAUGAUGCUGAGUUUCCAUGAGGAGGAGGAGGGUCUUCCAGAUUCUUUUCUGUCCAACUUCCCUUCUCUCAUCAAGGUUGAUAUCCACGCCAAAGUAACUGACCCAAGUGUGGCCAAGAGCAUGAUGGGGUGUUUGUUAUCUUCCCUUAAAGCCAAUGGCUCCCGUGGUGCAUUCUGUAAGGUUAGACAGACUGACAAGAGAAUGUUGGACUUCUAUAGUAAGCUGGGAUGCUUUGAAGUGGCCAAAAUGGAGGGCUUUCCCAAAGAUGUGAUCAUCAUGGGACGCAGCCUUUGAGGAAACAUCCUGAUAAAGUAAACAAAGAGAGAGCAUGUAGACUCAGCCUAAACAUGUUUGCUACCUUCAUGGAAAACUUUCAUGGCAAUUUUUUACUACAUUACCAAACCAUCUGGGGUAACCCAGGCAACUGUCUUUUUAGGAUUUGUCUGAAGAAGCACAGCAGUCGAGACACUUUCCCUGUGCUACCCUCUAAUGUUAUUGCUUAAUUGGAUUCAGCAGAUCCAGGGCUGAAAGAUCUAAGGAGUGAUCAGUGGUCGCUCCAGUCAGCAACAUACAAGUGUGGAACUUUAAUACUGAUUUUGAGGGACCCACUCUCCAGACAGAAGAAAGAGAUGGCUUCAUAAGCCUUUUUCCAUUACAUGGAUAUUACUCCCAUACCCUAACACAGAUAGUCCAUGUCUGAAUUGGUAGCAGAGCUGUGAAAUGAGGGUGGCCCUAUCUCAGGUAGAGUCUUAAAUGACCCUCAUGUCCUGAUGUCCCAUCUUGAUGCAACACACAGAUGUUGACCUAAGUAGGACACAGGAUGCUGGAUGUGAGGUGCUUCACGAGCAUUUGCCUUUCAGCAUCACAGCAGUAUUCUGAUUUGGCCCACAACAUAUUUUGAGAUGGAGGCCUUUUAAAUGUGAAAUAAGUCUGUAGACAUGAAGGGUGGAAACUUGUAGCUUAUGAGAGUCAUGAAACCCUGAACAGAACAUUGCUGCAGACAAAGAGAAACUAUGGAUGAGAGUAAACCAGGAGGUGAAUAUCUGUUGAAAGCAGUAGAAAAGCUUUCACAGGUUUACAAAUGUGGUUCUCCGCUUAGCUCUGCUGUAUAUAAUGACAGCAGGUUUGGGGGCUUUUUUGCUUAUUUCCCCUCCAGCUAUUGCCUUUUGGUUAUUUGCUUUUGUAUUUUAGGUUUAUAUUGCAGAAUUCAUUAUCCUCUGUGAAGUUCAUUUUAACAUGUCAGUCAAUCACAGCUAGAGAUGAGUGAUUUUGUACAUUUGGCUUGUUGUUGCUCAAAUCCCAGAGAUUUGACCUGGCACUGAUGGUCACAUCCCUCAGUUUUGCCCCACCAGAUUCUUGACUUCAGCCCAGAAACCUUUCAGUAAACUAAAACUGACUGAAAAGCUCAUGUUGUACUGUAAGUUAUGUAAAAUGACACAUUUUCUUAAUGCCAUUGAAAUUUUAAGUUUCAGUAUUUGUAAGUUUCUUUCCAAUAUUUUUUAGUGUUUGAAAUGUUUGCGUUGUUGCUCUUUGAAAGACUUCCUAUUAAGAUUACCCAGUGGGACCAAAAUAUUUUCUUCUGCUAUGAAAGAUGUGAUGUUCUUGGCAGCAGAUGUAUUGGUUAACAGACUGAAUACUUAGUACCUUAACUUCCCACUGUUGAAAACUCAGUUCUUCAUAACUACUUAUUCAAAAUCUGAAUUGUAAAUUAACAGGUCAUAUUAGCUGCAGUCUCAGUCGUGUUAAUAAAUGAUUGGUUAUCCUUAAUUGUCAAUUAACAUCAAGCAUACUUCCCUGCAUUAUUAGUUUUCCCCUCAAAAUUGCAUAUAAAUGAAUGUACUUUCAGUAGAGCUCCUGGAAGUUGUGCUAGGGGUCAUUUAUAUUGUUAAAUCCUGUACAAGAUCCCCACACUAUUCAGUUGCAGCUGGAAAGAUCAGGAGCAGAAGUUUGUUGUUCUCCUCUCUGUCCAUGGCAUGUCUUAUAUUCCAACUCAUUUAAUUUCCAAUUUGUUUUAUAUAUUAAGAUGUUAUUUAAAGAAGCGCUUUGACCAUUAGUGUUCUUUUGGUUACACAAGGAUCAUCAGUUGCUCUCCUGUAGCUGCCUGUUAAUGUGACGUUUUGAAGCUGUGCAUUCAUAAUGUGCAUGAGAUGUGUUGGAUUUGCUGUGGCAGACAUUACGAAUAAUCUCAUCUGAUACUACUUAAAGGAAGAAGCAUGCCACUUACAACUAUGAGCAUAAUACUGUUGUGCUUAGACACCCCUGUAAACAUUCAGUUAUAAAGUAUCAAAGUUGUUUUAUUUUUCCUUUGUUAAAGCGGUGUGUUUUGCUCAAAAGAAAUGAAGAUACGGUCCUUGUUACCAGCCCCUUGUCCUAUACAGCUGUCCUCCCUGUUAGCAGAUCUGUGAUUCCUCAAGUGAAACUGCACCAGACAUUUACAUUUUGUUUUAAAUGGUUGAUUUUGUUGAUGCUCAGACUUUCUCCUCUGCCAACUGGAUCUCUCAAAAAAGACUGAAGAGAAAGGGCUUCAAAUGUACAUUUUGAUUUUAGGGGUUGGGAAUGGGGUUAUUAAAGUGAUAGUUUAUCAUUGUAAAAUUUCUAUGUAAUAUACAUAAUAUUAAAGACUAAUAAAUAAUCUGAAGUGA
Molecule: messenger RNA, 5509 nt
Organism: Melanotaenia boesemani (Boeseman's rainbowfish)
Lineage: Eukaryota; Metazoa; Chordata; Actinopteri; Atheriniformes; Melanotaeniidae
Gene: oga
Product: O-GlcNAcase
Exons: 19
Coding region: 342-3161 (939 amino acids)
Biological process (GO): glycoprotein metabolic process
Molecular function (GO): beta-N-acetylglucosaminidase activity
Source: RefSeq, a predicted model, not a curated record